ACCAUUAACCUCCUCCCAUGUGUGUUUGUUUAUGUCACUUACACGGAAAGAAAAUACUGUAACAACUCUCAGCUUUUGUUUGUGCAUCAAUGUUACUAAUUUCCAGGUCACAGGGAAAGGAGGUUUACUGCAGACAAACAUAUUACAUCCCAGGCCAGUUGGAUAAAUAGAUACAUAUCACACAGAUUUGUAAAACAAAGGAGGGCACAUAUUGGAAACAUCAAUCUUGAAUCGCUAGGGAUUCUUGAUGGUAGUAUAUGGUCAUUUCUGCUGAUAUGUUGAAUACAGAAAAUUCUCUUUGCAGGAAUUUUCUCAUAUACUAUGUAUUUUUACAUUACAAAAACCUCAAGGCAUGCCACCAAAGGAUCAGAGAUACUAAAAUCACAGUUUUAGGGCUGCUGAGAGGUAGGAGGAUUUGGGUGAAACAAGCCAUUUUUGAAGCGUGGGGGAGCUGUAUUGUUUCAUAUAUAUUGUUGGUGAAAUAUUAUUUUUCAAACAACGAUUUUAUAGUUAAACUGUGCACUUUUCUGUCUUGUUUGAAAAGGACAUACUGUGAAAACAACAACAAUCUACGUGUUUUAGGGGUUCUGGGAUUAAAUAAAGCAUAUAACCUUCUAUACACAUUUUUAAACAAAAGUUCAGGUUGUAAUCUGCGUUUUGCCUAAAGUUAGCAGGGAUAGGCUCCAGCAAUCUCGCAACCCUUGUGUGGAUAAGUGGCUUGGAAAAUGGAUGGAUGUGAAUGAGUGUAAAUUAGGAAAUAGAGAUGAUCAAUCUGGAGUAAAACUACAAAAUUCUCAUAUUCUGGGUCCCAUAUGGGAUUGUAACCAACACUUGUGUUGCCAUGCCUUUCAAAGCCUCAUUAUGAAUACAAGGGAGGAUUUGGAUUCUGUAUUUUUUUGUCUCUUGUUUCAAUGUGUACUGGGAACUAUCCAGAGAAUCCAGAUCUCCCCAGCCGCCAUCAGAAAUUGCUUGAGAAUGGGAGGACAUAAUGAGCAUGUCCAUAAAACUGUUACUACAGUUAACCACCUUUCCAGUAAAAUCCACACACAUCAGAUUGUAUUUCAUAGGAAUUCGUAUAGUGCAAACACAAGUAUAAUUAUGUCAUAAAGUGUGAAGUGCUGGCUUGAAAAGAACUGGAUAAUACAAAUUGACUCUUGUUUAAAUGGCCUAGAUCUGGUGAUUGUCUCCAAUGUAAAACUUUGUAAUACCACAAACCAUUUAUUCCCCUUGCCUCUUUUCCUGCCUAAGGAAAGAACCAUAUAAUACUCUGCCUUAUUAUCAGAAGCGCCUUCUUGGGUGUCAACUAUAGCCCGCAGCAGAAGGUUGAAAGAGUUGAAGGGUCAAAAGUUUACUGUUUUGCCUUGGUUUCGCCCUCGCCUCUUCUCUCCUGUCCGCACGCUCUUCUACACCCAACUGCUGUAUGUCAAGCCCAAAAAUGAGAGGGCAGCAGAGAGGUAUAGAGGAGGUCCAGAUAAGAGAAAUGAUGACAGGAGCAAAAAUAAAGGUGAAUACAUGACCUUCCUUUUCCAUUUACAAAAGCAUAUUGGGUCCUGUGAUACAUUGUCCAGAGUGAGGGAAUAUGGGGGUCGAUGGAAAGCAAGAGGGUGAAGAUUGAAGGGUAAAAUUAAGAUCCAGAGGGUAUAGUAUGGCAUUGCGGUGUUUGCUGUGAGGGUAUGCAGGAGUAAUACAUUUUAAUGACACCUGUUAACAUCUGUACUGUGUAUAGCUAGGCUCACACAUGCAUAUAUUUUCUUGUAGAUGAAAGCAUGUAUUAUUAUUUCUAAUAAUAAUAAUACUUAUUAUUAUUAAUAGUAGUGGCCCCACGCUGGAUCAGCUGGAAAGUGUUGGCCUCACAGUUCUCAGGUCCCGGGUUCAAUCCCGGACUUGCCUGUGUGGAGUUUGCAUGUUCUCCCUAUGCCUGUGUGGGUUUUUUCCGGGCUCUCCGGUUUCCUCCCACAUCCGAAAAACAUGCAAUAUUAAUUGUACACUCUAAAUUGCCCCUGGGUGUGACCACCUCCUGCCCGAUGGUUGCUGGGAUAGGUUAAAGCACUCCCACGAACUUUGUGAUGAAAAGUGGCUCAGAAAUGGAUGAUGGAUCUUAUCCUCAUAGAUUUGUAUUGUUUACUCACCCAAGUUAGGUUCAUCAUCUGUAAAAUGUGGAAUACUCUGUUUAAAAUUCAGCUACAUUUUAGAGAAAGGGCGGGACAAUGGAGAAGCUGUAAAGUGCUGGCCUCACAGUUCUGAGGACUGGGUUUCAAGUCCCGGCCACACUUGUAUGGAGUUUACAUGUUCUCCCUUUCUCUGCGUGGAUUUUCUCCCACAUCCCAAAAAUCAUACAUUAAUUGGAGACUCUAAAUUUCCCCUGGGUGUGACUGUGAGUGUGACUGUUGUCUGCCUCCAUGUGCCCUGGGAUUGGCUGGCAACUAGUUCAAGGUGUACCCUGCUUCCUGCCUGUUGACUGCUGGGAUAGGCUCCAGCACUCCCAUGACCCUUGUGAGGAUAAGCAGUUAAGAAAAUGGAUGGAUGUAGAGGAAUUCGGUUUACCUCUUGAUUGAGUGAGGUUCUAUAAACACUGCCAGUAAGUCUGUAACCUGAGUGAUAACCAAUCAAUAUUUUAUGUAGACCCUCCUUAGGUAUGGGCAGUUAGCGGAGCCAGAGCUUCCACCGCAUGUGAAGAGGAAAAAAAUAGAAAACCAGAACAAUGAUUAUAUAACAUUAUUUUCCAUUUAGUUAUUUGCUUUUGUUUUGUUAUUACUAUCCAGGCCUCCAUUUUCCAAGCCGCUUAUCCUCAUGAAGGUCGUGGGAGUGCUGGCGCCUAUCCCAGAUAACUUUGGGCGAAAGAUGGACUGCAACCUGAGCUGGUCGCCAGUCAGUCGUACAGGAAACUGAAACCAUGCUGUUUGCGCCGGUCAGGAGGGUGCACCACUACACUAUCAAUGUCUUCUGGAGAUAUUGGGGAGUCCGUGACGUCGGAAUAGCUGGGAAAGAAUGCGUGGUGAGAAUAUCGGAUUCGCCUUUGGGGAUCCCCAAAACGAAAAGGAUGAUGCAUGCGUUCAACUAAAAAAUGGGAAAUGACAAGAUGAUGGAAAUUACCCAAAAGUGGAACUGUAGCUGGAUCAGACAGCUACAGAAGAGAUGCCCUCGGCCUGUGAAAGGUUCACCAUCAUUAGUGUCGAAAAAGGAGUGAGAAGACAGCUCUGGCAUGAAAAAUCCUCCUACCAUGCAGGCCCCGUCUGUCAUGAGGUGCAAGGGGCCAAGGAACAGAGGAGCUGAAUAAAAUAGAAAGAAAACGUCUUGGAAGAUGACCCCCUCCUCCAACACACCCUUAGCACUCAAGAAAGAGCACAUUUUUUCUACCCACCCAUUCAUAGGCUAUUUUUUAUGCCUUUCGAGAGUAUAAGAAAGGAAAACAGUAUUCCUUCUCAUUGGAAAGAAGACACUGAUAGGGAACUCAAGAAUAUGGCUGCAAGUUUGCAAAUCAAAGUGCUUUGUAAGUUCUUAGGAGAUUUGAGAAGGCUGCCCUUUUCCAUCAAAACACUACGUGAUAGAAGAUUAGCUCUCGGUCAGCUUGGAGGGGCCCAUUGGAAAGACACCGUCACGUGACUCCUGGUGCCAAAUGGUCUUCCGGCAGUCGUUCUCAACAACAUCCGGUGCUAAAGAAGACAUUGCUGCAUUUCUCAGACAUGCAGAAGACAACGUAUUACGACAACUCAACUCUUUUUGGUGGCUAUGCGUCAUAUCAGGCGCAGGGGGAAAAAACUGUACCUGCCAAUGGCUUCAGAGGUUAUGAAAUCCCAGGGUCUUGUCAACUGCCAGCCUUCCAGUCAGGAAUCCAUCUGGAUGCGGACUCAUACCACCGAUCUGCCUGCUCUUUGCAGUCAUUAGGUGGUAGUAGCGGGAACCACCAGCAGCAACAAAUAGACAAAAACAAGGAGCCGAAUGGCAGCUGCAUGAGGCCCACCUUAGCACCCGAGUGCCACACUGGCUCGAAAGUGUCCCCACCAUUGGCCCACAAUCCAAGCGAUGGUAGUACCGCAGCUCAGCAGCCAGGGGGCAAUGCUAGCACCUCAUUGGUUCCCAAAUCAGGCCCCAAUAGGUCAUCAAAUUCUUCCUCCUCUACAUCAUCCUCGACUUCCUCCUCCUCGCUACCCUCCAACCCAGCAUUGGCCAAGCAGAUAUUUCCCUGGAUGAAAGAGUCCCGCCAGGCAACCAAGGAGAAAAACUGUUCACAAAGCAACAACUCGGCAGCAUCAGGUGGAGGUGAGAGUGGUAGUGGUGGGGAGAAGAGUCCUACUGGUGGGUCAUCAGCAUCGUCAAAGCGAGCGCGUACAGCGUACACCAGUGGCCAACUUGUUGAACUGGAAAAGGAGUUUCAUUUCAAUCGAUACCUGUGCCGUCCACGGCGUGUAGAAAUGGCCAAUCUGCUCAACCUAUCUGAGCGCCAGAUUAAGAUCUGGUUUCAGAACCGACGGAUGAAAUAUAAAAAGGACCAGAAGUCCAAAGGAUUGAGUUCUAGCUCAGGAGGACCAUCACCAACGAGCUCACCACCUCUAGCCAUGCAAUCCUCUGCCAGUUAUCUCAACUCAAUGCACACUAUGGUUGGGGGAGGUGGGUCAGCCUAUGAUGCCCCAUCUCCUCCAUCCUUUGGUAAACCUCAUCAAGGAGUUUCCUACUCCAUGUCCACUGCCUACUCCAAUCUCCCGUUGAAGGGCUGCCCUCCACAACAAAAGUAUAGUCACCAAGAUCAAGACUAUGGUGAUCCACAUUCUCACCAUGGCUUAGUACAGGCAAACAGUACCAGCUUUGAAACUCCCAGUAACAUGCAGUCUAGUCCAGUCUAUGUGGGGAGUGGCAGCUAUGUGGAACCCAUGUCUGGGUCUGGAUCCUCCAUGUAUGGCCUAAAUCACCUUGGUCCCACACCAUCCCAUCACCAAACCAUGGAAUACAAUGGUGCAGGGCCUCUGUCUGCCACAAACCAGCAUCAUGUGAGUGGAGAGGUACCACCAGGGCCCUGUGAUCAAGCCUCUCUUACAACAUACACUGAGCUCUCAGCACACCAUACCUCAACUCAGGGCAGAAUCCAAGAGGCACCCAAGCUCACUCACCUGUAACAGUGGGAAGAAAAUGAAGCAAGACCACAUUAACUAAUUAACAGGUUGAGCAAACACUGAGGGAUUCACCUAUAGGAAAAGGGAUGUCAUGAAACAUCAGAAAAGACAGAGAAGAGCAGUUCAUUGGUUUAUUAUUUUGCAGCCAAAAAGGGGAUCAAUGAAUAAAUAGCCCAUUAUUCUACCCAUUGCUCUCAGCAAUAUGGCAGUGUAUUUUUACUCUUAGAAUAGCAUUUACCAUAAUUUGUUUUUAUUCUGUAAUCAUGAACAGAAAACUCACAUUGUACCUUUAAAGUCUUCAAAUUUAUACUGAAAGUUAGGAGCAAGACGUCCAAUGUAAUAGUGCUUGGGAAUUCUGCUUCACAAUAGGAGAUCUGAGUUCAUCCAUUGGCACACCUUUGUGUGGAGUUUGCAUGUUCUCACCGUGCUUGCUUGAGUUUUCUCUGUGUGCUCUGGCUUCCUUCUUACUUUUUAAUUGAAUACUCUAAAUCAAAGGUGUAAAACUCAAGGCCCAGGGGCCAAUGUCAACCUGCCACAUAAUUUCAUGUGUCCCAUGAAAACUAAUUAUUUGCACGGACUUCCUUGUUUCUUGCAUCUGUACCAAAAAUUCAAAUGAUCACGUAUUAAAUAAUGUUAAGAUAUUGCAAAUAUUUGUUGUUACCAAACCCUAUUUUACAAUAAAUUUCUGAGGGUCAGAGUGUAUCAUAGUCACCCUGUUUAAUGUAAAAUGGAAUGCAAUGUCUUACCUCAGGAAUAUCUUUUGUAUUUCAUGAAUACCAACAGUGAAUAUCAAACAUUAUGAAGUCAGUGUGAAAAUGUCGAUACGCGCUGAACAGGAAGUUGUGCAGUAAAAUGGGACAACUAGAAAUAAAGGACUUAAUUUUACUGAGCAUUAAUUGCAAACAUGUAUUCCUGUCGAAAAAUAGAUCUGCAUAAAAUACAUUUACAGUGUUUGGGUAAACCCUAAUUCGAAAUUAUUUUUUUUAAUUUUCAUUAUUCAUGUUUGUCAUUUUGCAGAGGCCCCAUAUCUCAGUGGUUACAGCAUUGGUUUGGUAAACCAGGGGUUGUGAGUUCGUAUUUCACUGGGGCCUCUACUCCUUAAGAGGGGUUGUGUCAGGAAGGGCAUUGGGUGUUUCUAAAAAAAAAAAAAAAAAAAAAAAAAAAUUGCGUUCAUCUGAGAUGUCAUGCUGUGGUGACCCCUAACGGGACAAGCCAAAAGAAAAGACAAUGUUUGUCCUUUUGCCCAUCACACCCUCUAUAAGCCAGCUGCCCUGUAUAUUAUGGUCAGGUUAUGAAACAUUUAUUUGAUUUCACAUUCAGAACAGCCCACUGAGGGAAACUACUCCAACAAUUUGGUCCAUGGGAAAAAUGAGUUUGACAUUGCUGCUGUAACUGAUUCAUUGGUAUGCAAUUUUUUUGUGUGAAUUGUUGUUUGACUAUAUGUGCCAGCAAUUUACAAGUGACCAGUCUAGGGUGCUACCAACCUCUCACCCCAAAUCUGCUCGGAUCAGCUCUAGUUACCCACAACUCCAAUCAGGACAAUGUAAAGUGAGGAGAAAAAGGGCAUGGUAUUAUACUUCAAACUUGAGAAGAGUACAGUGGAGUAUUUGAAUAACCUGCUAUAUUGCAAUUUCUCCCAUUUAGAAAUCACGGAGGGGUCUGAAAUUUUCAUCGUAGGUGCAUGUCCACUGUGAGAGAGAUAAUCUAAAAAGAAAAAUUCUGGAAUCACAAUGUAUGAUUUUUUUAAUGAUUUGUGUGAUACAGCCUAACACCUGAGAAAACCAAUGUUAAUAUUUGGUACCGUAGCCUUUGUUUGCAAUUACAGAGGUCAAACAUUUCCUGUAGUUGUUCACCAUGUUUGCACACACUGCUGGAGGGAUUUUGGCCCACUCCUCCACACAGAUCUUCUCUAGAUCAGACGCGUUUCUAGGCUGUCGCUGAGAAACACGGAAUUUCAGCUCCCUCCAAAGAUUUCCCAUUGGGUUUAGGUCUGGAGACCGGCUAGGCAAUGCCAGGACCCUGAUAUGCUUCUUACGGACCCACUCCUAGGUUUUCCUGGCUGUGUGCUUCCGGUCAUUGUCAUGUUGAAAGACCCUGCCACAAACCAUUUUCAAUACUCUGACUGAGGGAAAAAGGUUGUUCCCCAAAAUCUCCCAAUACAUGGCCCCAGUCAUCCUCUCCUUAAUACAGUGCAGUCAUGCUGUCCCAUGUGCAGAAAAACACCCCCAAAGCAUGAUGCUACCACCCUCAUGUUUCACAGUAGGGAUGGUGUUCUUGGGAUGGAACUCAUCAUUCGUCUUUCUCCGAACGCAGUUAGUGGAAUUAUGACCAAAAAGUUCCAUUUUGGUCUCAUCUAACCACAAAACUUUCUCCCAUGACUCCUCUAUAUCAACCAAAUGGUCAGCGGCAAACUUAAGACGGGCCUUGACAUGUGCUGGUUUAAGCAGAGGAACCUUUUCCACCUGUGUGAAGUUGUACAAUUUUAUCUCUGGUGUCUUUGGACAGCUCUUUGGUCUUGGCCAUGUUACAAAUUUGAGUCUUGCUGAUUGUAUGGGGUGGACAUGUGUCUUUAUGCAGCUAACGGCCUCACACAGGUGCAUCUGAUAUAGGAUAAUACAUGGAGUGGAGGUGGUCUUUUAAAGGCAAACUAAGAGGUCUUUCUAGCUGAUAGACAGGUGUUCAAAUACUUAUUUGCAGCUGUAUCACACAAAUCGUAAAAAAAUCAUACAAUGUGAUUUCUGGAUUUUUCUUUUUAGAUUAUCUCUCUCACAGUGGACAUGCACUUACGAUGACAAUUUCAGACCCCUCCCUGAUUUCUAAGUGGGAGAACUUGCAAUAUAGCAGGGUGUUCAAAUACUUAUUUUCUUCAAUGUAAGUAAGGAUGGAAGGACAAAAAAGUCCCAUUGUUUCAUAGAAAGCCCAUGUUAAAAGCAUUUAACUUUAGAACUCAGGACUAACAUAACUGAUAUCUUUAGAUCUGAAAAUCAUUAUUCUGUUCAGAAAAUGGUAUACUAAUUAUUAUUCUUUUAAGUAACAGACUGAAAUCAGGUUUUAAAGAAUCAACACCCUGCAAGACCCACAUACAAACAGUGCUGUGUAGAGUGGCAGUGUCACACACAUUUUAGUCAAGACCCACAUUGUAUUUAUGUUUUCUCGUGGAUGGCAAUUCCCACUCUAAACUCUUGUAAAUAUAAGAUGACCUCAUAUUAUUAAACAUACUCUACAAAUUGAUGCUCAUGACUUUGAAAUACCAAGUGAGUAAAACAUUGCUCUUUUUAAAAAAAAUAAUGAUUCAUAAUUUUUUUAAAGGGGAUUGCAACAAAUAGUGCUUACAAUAUCAUGUUACUAAAAGACAAUUUCCUGUUUUGUAUUUUAGCAAGUAAUAUGAAGUCCACUCACAUGAUUUGCUUUUGCAGGCGACGAUAAAUGAUGAGGCGGGCCAAAUGCGGCCCCUGGGCCUUGAGUUUCACACUAGUGGUGUGGAGCUCUUGUAAAGAGAAAACAAAAGCUGGCACUCUUCAUUCUCACUUGUCCAAUAAGUAAAUUUAAAACACUGAUUCACGAGCUGUCUCUUUUCACCUCCUGCAGUAAAAUGUUUGUGUGGAGCCUAAUGGAAUCACGAACCGAUUGUAUUAAAUAUUUUGCAACAGCACAUGCCCUUUGAUUGGGCAACAACUUUCUAUAAUUGUUUUUUAUGCAUCUGACACAAAAACAAUACCUACAAUCACUUCUUUUCCUACUCCAACUAUUUGGAAAGCUCCAAGGUUUUGAUCCCCGGGAACGAUGCACGUACAAUGUCUUGCUCAGUACUUCACCAACACACCCUUUCUACACACAGCAAUGCUAAGCUAGUUUCCUGUUGUUUAUAAGUGUGACGUCAGGUAAUGCCAACGGCUGACAUUGUUAAAAUGUUUACUACCUUAUUUUCGCACAUCAUUGAUACAGGGUAUCUAAUUGAGAAGGCCAUUUAUUUAUGGUUUCCCUGCGAUUGGCUGGCAACCAGUUCAAGGUGUACCCUGCCUCCUGACCUUUGACAGCUGGGAUGGGCAUCAGCAUGGCCUGUGACCCUUGUGAGGAUAAGUGGCUAAGAAAAUGAAUGGAUGGAUUAAUUUAUGUUUCUGCCCAUUUUUUACCUCUCCUUCAGUAAUGGAAGGGUUUACAUAAAUAGGUGGCCAUCACUUCUUUUACAUAUACAUUUGUGUUUUUUUCCCUUUGAAAAUCUUGACUUUUAAAAUUGAUACAGGGUACAUAUUUGGACAAAAAUGUUUGGACCAGAAAUAUGUGCACAUUUGUAACCAUCUGUUAGAGGAGUUUGGGACAAUACACAAAACUUUAAGAGCACUUUCUUUUUUUAAACAAUUAACUUGGUAUUAAAAACAUUAGGUGUGUCCAGCUCACUCUGCUAGACUCCUUGAUGUUAUGGGAAUAUUCUGAUGUGUUUUUUAAAAGUGCCAUUUACACAAGUUCAUUUGCAUCUGGACAUGAUUAUUGCACUUAGAGUUUACAUAUUGAAGUUUGUUCAACAUUCAUUAUAAAGAAAUAUUUAUUUGUUGUAGCCUGUUUUAAAAGUCACUCUGCGUUAUUAUUAUUUAUCUGUCAUGUAUUUAUAUUGUCAAAAAACUACUUUUCUAAAAUUUACAGUACCUGUUAUGACAGAAAAAAAAACAGCAUUGUGUUUCUUUUUCGAUUGUACUGAAGUUACAGUUUUAGUUCUUGUAUUUUGAUAGAAAAGAUGUACUUUUUAAUUUCUACAAUAACUCUUACACUUAAAUGUCUUGACAUUUCAAAUGAAAACGUCAAGAACGGGGAUUGGCAACCCAUCCAUGCAGACUGCAAAGUUUUGACAAUGUAUAGGCGCAGAGGUGGGGGGAUGAACAAGACGUUUUGGGGAACAAUGACAUCUUUAUCUAACCUUUAAGUGCUUUUAAUUUAAUUGUUUAUAGAGUUGUCUGUU
Molecule: messenger RNA, 10062 nt
Organism: Syngnathoides biaculeatus (alligator pipefish)
Lineage: Eukaryota; Metazoa; Chordata; Actinopteri; Syngnathiformes; Syngnathidae
Gene: hoxb3a
Product: homeobox B3a
Exons: 7
Coding region: 3684-5111 (475 amino acids)
Biological process (GO): regulation of transcription by RNA polymerase II
Cellular component (GO): nucleus
Molecular function (GO): RNA polymerase II cis-regulatory region sequence-specific DNA binding; DNA-binding transcription factor activity, RNA polymerase II-specific
Source: RefSeq, a predicted model, not a curated record